UUACGUCCCCUGUGUGAUUCAGAGCGUGUGAACGCUUCACACGCGUCUCCCUCCUGGCUGCUGCUUCAGGGUGACAGGAAACGUAGGCAGCUUCAACAGAAGGCAGCAGCAACGGAGCUGAGAGGCACAAACAUGACGAGAAGCAUCGAGGUCCUGCUCCGAGUCCUGCUGCUCUCCAGCCUGCUCCACACAGGUGUGACAGGUCAGAAGGACUCGGUGUUUGUUUACGGCAGACUCGGGGGGCAAGCCCUCCUGCCCUGCAGCAAGCAGCUCCCCUCGGACUGCUCCUCCGUCACGUGGACCUUCUUUAAAGGGGGGCUGGUCCGGUACACUGAGGAGGUCAGCGGGGGUCGGGUGAGGAUGGACUCGGACAAAUCCAGUCGUAUCAGCAUCACGUCCAACUGCUCCAUCAUCCUGCACAGCCUCACGGUGGAGGACGCUGGCUCCUACGUCUGCCUGGAGAACCAGCAGGAGGUGACCGACAUCUACCUCUCCCUCCUCAGCAUCGACUCAUCCUCCCCCAUCACUGACCUGCGGGCGGGAGGAACCCUCACCCUCAGCUGUGUCCUCUUCACUUACUACGACGCAGGAAGCUGCAAGUCGUACUCCAGCGUGUUCCGGCUCCAGUGGAUGGAUGAGAACGGGGAGCAGCUGCCGCAGAACACCAGGUACCAGCUGAUUGAAAACACUCGCUGUAACGUCACUCUGCUCAUAAAGCUGCAGGCGAAGGACAACAACAGGAGGUGGAGGUGUCAGGUGAACACCACACAGAACAGCAGGGCAGCACUGGUGGACUUCAGAUCCUCCUUUCUGUUCCAGAGUCCCUCCACAGAGCAAAGCCUGGAGCCUUUAGCCACGGCGCGGUGUCCCGUAGAGCUGCCCGUCAGCAGGAUCCUGCUGUGUGUGGCUCUGCCGCUCAUGGUCAGCAUCGUUGGCAUCUUCACCUGGAAAACGGACCACAAGAAGGCCAAGAUGUCCGCAGCUGUCGUCGAGCUGCAGGAGGUUCACUGACUGCUGACUUUCAGCCAUUUUUGAGAAUCAAGGUGGGAAUGUUACUGCUGUUUAGUGUUCUAGAUUAGAUUUGGACCUCUAAUUUCUAAUUGUACCUCUAAUUUCCCUCUGGGAUUAAUAAAGUAUCUUUGAUUUGAUUUGAAAUUGAGUGUACUAAAUAAUUAUGAAAAUGUAAAUUAAAUCAAUGAUCAUGAUCACACUGGAAUUUAGAACAGGAAACAGUUUAAAAUGAAUCUGUGUGUGUGUGUGUGUGUGUGUGUGUGUGUGUGUGUGUGUGUGUGUGUGUGUGUGUGUGUGUGUGUGUGUGUGUGUGUGUGUGUGUGUGUGUGUGUGUGUGUGUGUGUGUGUGUGUGUGUGUGUGUGUGACACAUGGUAAUUAUAUAUAAAUAGAUUAUUUCUUCUGCAAAAGGGGGCAGAAAUUAUAAGCUGUUUUUCUUCAUUCUGCUUCUUUUCGUUCAAAUUUGAUAUUUCUGUUAUGUAUUUCUUAUUGUUUGUAUGUUUUACUUGUUUUUAUUUUGAAUUAAAUAAAAAAGAGAAAAGAGAAAGAUAAGAGGGCGUGUUCUGCUGCCCAGACUUCUGUUUCAAAUCAGAUUUUUCAAAUGUAAAACAACUGAAAAGUUUUUUUUGUAAAGUAUUCAGCUUGUUGAGGUAAUGAGAUUACAGAUAUUUUAAGUAAACAGAAUAAAAAUUCUAUGUGGCAGUGAAUUUAUUUUAGUUUUUGAAAUGUACAUUUGGUUUGUCAAACAAGUCUUCUGUAAUCUGAAUCUGAAUUAUUUUUCACUUCUUUUAUUUCAUUGGGUCAACAAAGUAAAAUGACCUUGAAUUUUUUUAAAUAAAACUUUUAUUUAACAAGACGAUUUACAGAAAACAAUUCUUAUUUUCUCUACUGUCCUUUUUGCUUUCCUUGACGUUAGAUGUGUGCGUGCGAGCGUGCGUGUGUGUGUGUGUGCGUGUGUGCUCUAUCUUCUCGAUCCCCAGUGAGUCGUGGAGGAUGGCUGCUUAUACUGAGCCAGGAUUCUCUGGAGGUUUCUUCCUGUUAAAAGGGAGUUUUCCUCUCCACUGUCGCUGCAUGCUUUCUUAGUAUGAGGAUUGCUGUAUAGUCACUGACACUAGUCAGUGACUUGAUGCAAUUUGCUGGGUUCCUUAUAUAGGAAACAUUAUUUUCUGAUUGGCUUAAUGACCUGACCUGGAUUGGAAUGUUUAUUAUGUGAAGUGCCUUGAGACGACUCUUGUUGUGAUUUGGCACUAUAUAAAUAAACUUGAAUCGAAUUGAAUAUUGUGGUGUUUGUGCAAAUAAAGAAAAAUAAAAAAAAAUCUGAGAAAUAUGCUUCUUUGUUAUUUUUAUACACAUUUAUACACAUUUUGGAAUGUUGUCAGUUAAAAUAUCUGAGAUGUAUGGAAAUAAGUGUAAACAUUCAAAAAGCCAAUAUCUUGUUGUUUUGUUUGCAUAUCGAAUUAUCUUAUCUAAAAACAUUCAACCUGCUGAACUUUGAAAAAGUGUUCUUUGUUUACCACGCAUAAGAUCUAAAUAGAUUUAAAUAAGUAAGAUUUCAUUAAUAAGGAAAGACAACUUUCACAGCCAUUUUCAUAAUAAUUUACUCAUUAUUAUUUUUCUAUUCUAAAGUUUUAAUCUGGUUUAAUGCAAACUAAUUUAUUUAUAGUCCAUCUUACUUAAUAAAGUCAAAAUUAAAACUAUUGUUAUUUCUUAAAUUUUAUUGUAGUUGCAAACUGGCAAUGUUAUUCGUAAAUA
Messenger RNA from Nothobranchius furzeri (turquoise killifish), 2761 nucleotides. RefSeq lists its product as uncharacterized. The record is from RefSeq and is a predicted model, not a curated record. Lineage: Eukaryota; Metazoa; Chordata; Actinopteri; Cyprinodontiformes; Nothobranchiidae.